This is a messenger RNA of Centruroides sculpturatus (bark scorpion), 1998 nucleotides long. Its product is annotated as ATP-dependent DNA helicase Q1-like. The coding region runs from base 109 to 1959 and encodes 616 amino acids. Gene Ontology annotation, cellular component: cytoplasm; chromosome. The record is from RefSeq and is a predicted model, not a curated record. Gene Ontology annotation, molecular function: nucleic acid binding; 3'-5' DNA helicase activity; ATP binding. Lineage: Eukaryota; Metazoa; Arthropoda; Arachnida; Scorpiones; Buthidae. Gene Ontology annotation, biological process: double-strand break repair via homologous recombination. The transcript has 11 exons.
AAGCAAGCAACCACGUUUUCGUAAGGAGUGAGCGCGAAACUAUGGCUUUAAAUUUAGAAAGUAAUUGUGAUCGUUUCUGAUUUUCUAAACAAUAUAUUUGUUAAUUACAUGUUGGAAAUGUCUUCGGAUAUUGAAGAUGAGUUAAAUGAUGUUGAAGAACAACUUCAACAAUUGGAACAGGAAAUUCAUAUUUUGUUGAACAAACAACAAGAAUUGCAACAAAAACGAGAAAAGUUAAAGCAGAAGUUACAGUUAAAAGCUUCAGAAGAAUUAUCAAAAGUUGAUUGGGAACAUAAUGAUUUUCCAUGGUCUACAAAAUUAUUAGAAUUGCUAAAAUCUGUUUUCAAAAUAAAUUCACUUCGACCAUAUCAGUUAUCCACAAUGAAUGCAACACUUUCUGGACAAGACUGCAUCUUAAUAAUGCCAACUGGUGGAGGGAAGAGUUUAUGUUAUCAAUUAACAGCACUUGUUUCUUCAGGAACAACUUUAGUUAUCUCUCCAUUGGUAUCAUUAAUGGAAGAUCAGUUGAUGGCACUUAAAAAUCUUCAAGUAGAUGCAUCACUUUUAAAUUCUUCGUGUUCAAAAGAGGAAGUUAAUUCUGUUCAUAAGGCUAUGACCGAUAAAUCUUCUACAUUAAAAUUGUUAUAUGUAACACCAGAAAAACUUGCUAAAAGCAAAAGAUUUAUGUCAAAGUUAGAAAAAAUGUAUGAAUCAAAUAGACUUUCUCGAAUUGCUAUUGAUGAAGUUCAUUGUUGUUCUCAAUGGGGCAAUGAUUUUCGUCCAGAUUAUAAAUUUCUCGGAAUCUUGAAACGACAAUUUCCAAAUGUUCCAAUUUUGGGAUUGACAGCAACAGCAACUUCUAGAGUAAUAGUAGAUGUACAAAAAAUAUUGAAUAUAGAAGGCUGUCUUGUUCUUAAGGCAUCUUUCAAUAGACCAAAUCUAAUUUAUGAGAUCAAAUACAAAUCUUCUGCUAGUAAAGAUGUAGUGGAUGAUAUGGAAGUGAUAAUUAAAAAGCAAUUUUUUAAAUCAUCAGGUAUUAUAUACUGUUUUUCCGUCAAAGAUUGUGAAGAAAUUGCAUCUCAGCUUACUAAAAGAGGUAUUAAAGCUCAGCCUUAUCAUGCUCAGUUAGAUGCCAAAACUAGAAGUAAAGUUCAUCAUAAAUGGGUCUCAAAUGAAAUUCAAGUUGUUGUAGCUACUGUUGCUUUUGGUAUGGGAAUAGAUAAACCAGAUGUCCGUUUCGUCAUACAUCAUUCAAUUCCAAAAUCAAUGGAAAAUUAUUAUCAAGAAAGUGGAAGAGCAGGAAGAGAUGAUUCAUCAGCAAGUUGUAUCUUAUUUUAUGGGUUCUCGGAUAUUUUUCGACAAAGUACAAUGGUUUUUACAGAGCAGACUGGAUUAGAAAAUCUUUAUGCGAUGGUUGCUUAUUGUUUAGAUCUAAAAAGGUGUAGAAGAGCAAUUAUUGCAGAGCAUUUUGGAGAGAGAUGGAAUAAUUUAGAUUGUAAUAAAAUGUGUGAUCAUUGCAGAUCAACAAAUACAGGUCAGGAAAAAGAUAUCACAAAAUAUUGUUUCUCGUUAUAUAAAAUUAUUGAUCAUGCUAAAGCUCAAGAUGAGAAAUUGACAGCUUUGAAACUGAUAGAUGCAUGGUGUGGAAAAGGCCCUUCUAAACUACGACCUUCAAAUGUACAAUCAGUUACACUGUCUCGUGACAUCUGUGAACGGGUUGUAACAUAUUUACUUUUAGAAGGUUAUUUGAAGGAAGACUUUCAUUUCACACCAUAUUCGACAAUAAGUUAUAUUAAUAAAGGUGUGAAAGCAAAUUUACUAAAGGAUGAUAAAUUUAAAAUUACACUGGACUUUCCAUCAUUCAAACGAAACGCAUCAACAUUAUCGAACGAAGCCGAAGUUUCCGGUGGUAAAAAACCUAAACCGGAAAUAAUUGAUUUGGAAAAACUACCAUUUUAAAAAAAUUAAUAAAUUAUAGAAUAGUUUUAUUAUUACAAA